Messenger RNA from Pseudopipra pipra, 1427 nucleotides. It is a transcript of the gene CHCHD4, whose product is annotated as coiled-coil-helix-coiled-coil-helix domain containing 4. The record is from RefSeq and is a predicted model, not a curated record. The coding region runs from base 136 to 546 and encodes 136 amino acids. Gene Ontology annotation, cellular component: mitochondrial intermembrane space. The transcript is spliced from 3 exons. Gene Ontology annotation, molecular function: protein-disulfide reductase activity. Gene Ontology annotation, biological process: protein import into mitochondrial intermembrane space. Lineage: Eukaryota; Metazoa; Chordata; Aves; Passeriformes; Pipridae.
GCGGAGGCGCUUCCGGAGGCGGGAGGUCGCGGCGUGGAGCGGCGCUGCCCGGAGCGGUGCGGGCCGUGCGGGAGCGGCGGAGCGGCGGGGCCAGUGCGCGGCGCGCUGCGGGGGGAGGCACCGGCCGGCUCCGCCAUGUCCUACUGCAGGCAGGAAGGAAAAGACAGAAUUAUAUUUGCGACCAAGGAGGACCAUGAGACACCGAGCAGUGCUGAGCUGGUUGCAGAUGACCCAGAUGACCCUUACGAAGAACAAGGAUUGAUAUUGCCCAGUGGAGAUAUCAAUUGGAAUUGCCCGUGUCUGGGUGGAAUGGCUAGUGGUCCCUGUGGGGAACAGUUCAAGUCAGCCUUUUCUUGUUUCCACUAUAGCACAGAAGAAAUAAAGGGAUCAGACUGUGUGGACCAAUUCCGUGCCAUGCAGGAAUGCAUGCAAAAAUACCCGGAUCUUUACCCUCAAGAGGAUGAAAAUGAAGAGAAGUCCAGCAAAGAUUUGGAAGCUGCUUCUGUGGAGGCCUCUGCUGCCAAAGAGGAGAAGGGAUCUAGCUAAUGAAGAUGCAAGGAGGCUCUUGUCUCCAUUUCUCAUGUUCAGAGACAUGGACUUUUGCAGUGUGUCUGUCUCCUGAGUAGUGAGGAAAUGUUUCACCACGUUCUGUGCACUAUAUCAUAGUAAAUAAUUUAUUGGCGAAGGAGGAAUCUCAGAGCUACAGCCUUGCAAAUAAAUACUGCAGAAGGAAUGAGUGUGUGUAUGUACUGUGUAACCUGCUAUCAGACACAGUUAAUACUUUAACAGCUGUUUUUUACCCUCAAGUUUUCCUUGAGUUUUGACUUGAAUAAUGUCUUGAAAUACAUAGCUUUCAGCUAAAUUUUCACUGGUACACCAGGUCUGUCUUCAUUUCAGUAUGUUCUGAUCAAUAGCUGCUCUUUUUGAAUGUAUUCUGUUCCAUCAAUAGAAACUGCAUUAAAUGAUUGUUUUUCCUUAAAGAGCUGUUAGUUUUUUGUUGGGUUUUUUUUUUCCAGAGUGAUACAGGACAUUGAAAAUGGCAUAAAUCCAGAAUUUCUCAAAUAAUUUCAAAUGGUCCUAACUAGAUUAUGGUUGCAUUUUAGUACUGGCAUCAGAUCAGGACUGCCAGAAAAAUGUUGAAAUGCACAUCUUUGAUUUGAUUUACUUAUUGUGAUGGUUUUUGCUUUUUUAAAAAUAGUGUGUUGUGCAACUGAUGAUAAAGAUGAAUGGAAAGAAUGUUGGUCACUAGCUUUAUUUUUGCUCUGAAACCACAAGGUUUGGGUUUCUUCAGUACCUGCUCCUUCAAUGUAUAGGUGGGCACUUGUAAAAUACUUUGAGAAUACAAUAAAUUGUUACCUGGUGUAAUGAUCUCAGAAUAGAUACUGUGACUUAAAUGCAUAUUAAAAAGCAAAUACUUUUUACCUUCA